UUAGAGUCAUUAAUUUCAUUGGUUAUUUCGGAAGUUGUCACAUGUAUUCAUUUAUGACGCAAGAUUGCAAUUUUCCUUUUGACCUGCUGCAAUAAUAGACUUAAAUUACGGUUACUUGGAAUUUAUUAAAUAAAAAUUGUUAAGCACGUCAACUACUGAAGUUAAAAGAUCAGUAUGAAAUAAUAUUCAGUGCGGUCGCCUAAUUUUCUUUAAAGUUACCACAUUUAUUAAGCUGGUUAAUAUUAAUAUGGCUUUAAAUAUAGUAACAAAACUUUUGAUACGGAGGAGUGCACGGAGACUAGUGUUAGAUUGCUCUCACCAACAUCUCUCAGAAGUGACUUCUUUCAACAUUAUCAAAACUAUCAGUGUUCCGUAUUCAACAAGCAGUCUGAAACAAAAUUUAUUCACAUUAAAGUUUAAACCACAUUUGCAAAGGUUUUUUGCAACCGUUCCAGCACAGAAGGGUGAUAUAGCUAACUAUCGUAAUGAAAACAACAUUACAGUGAUUGGAGAAGAUAUUCCUGAUCCUUACACAGAGAUAGACCAGAGCAAAUUUCCUGAAUAUGUCAAAUCAUUUCUUAAAGACCAGGGUUUUUCUAAACCAACUGUGAUACAGUCUCAAGGAUGGCCUAUUGCAAUGAGUGGACAAAAUUUUGUGGGUAUUGCACAAACUGGCACUGGAAAGACAUUGGCUUAUUUACUACCAGCUGUAGUGCAUAUUAAAGAGAAAAAGGCAAGAAAGGGUCGUGGUCCCAUAGUAUUAGUUCUAGCACCAACUAGAGAACUUGCUCGUCAGAUUGAACAGGUUGCCAAAGAUUUUGAAAGGGCUUUAAAUAUUCGUUGUCUUUGUAUAUAUGGAGGAGCUAGUCGGUCAGUACAAGCACAAAAACUUAAUGAAGGAGUUGAUAUACUAAUUGCUACUCCAGGCAGAUUAAAUGACUUCAUUGUCAGUAAAACAACAUCUCUGCAUCGGACCACAUAUGUUGUAUUAGAUGAAGCAGACAGGAUGUUGGACAUGGGAUUUGAACCUCAAAUUCGGCAAGCUUUGGAGGGUGUGCCACUUGAAAGGCAGAUAUUGAUGUUCUCUGCCACAUGGCCUAAGGAGGUCAGACACUUAGCUAAAGACUACUUGGGAGAGUUUGUCCAAGUGAAUGUAGGGUCGACAGAGCUCUCAGCAAACCAUAACAUAACACAACGUAUCCACAUUUGUGACCAGGAUGAUAAAAUGAACCUGUUUAAAUCUAUCAUACAUGAUAUAUCUGGUGAGGGAUUUGGCAAAAUGUUAAUAUUUACUAAUACCAAGAGGUUUGUCGACACCUUAGCUUUGACACUGAGGCAAAAUGGCUGGCCCGCGGAUGGCAUUCAUGGUGAUAAAACACAGUUGCAAAGAGACAGAAUUAUUGGGAAAUUUAAACAUGGCCAGACCAAUAUCUUAGUUGCUACUGAUGUUGCUGCCAGAGGUUUGGAUGUUGAUGGUGUAACACAUGUGAUUAACUAUGAUUUUCCGAACACAUCUGAGGACUAUAUACAUAGGAUAGGCCGCACUGGACGACAUGACAAAAAAGGUGUCUCACAUACUAUACUUACUGAGGAGAAUGCAAGACAAGCAAAGAGUUUGAUUGAGGUUCUUAAGGAGGCCAAUCAGGAUAUUCCAAAGGAACUCAGUGAUCUUGCACGUUCAUACAACGAAUUGAAAGAUAAAGAAAGGCAAGCGAAAUGGAAACCCAAGCCCUAUGGCAAACAAUAUAACAGACAAUAUAACAACCAGUAUGGCAGCCAAUACAACAACCAGUACGACAACCAGUAUGGCGGGAACAAGCGCUUUAACCGACACAGAAGUAUCAGGAAUAGAUAUGAGGAUUAUUAAAUAGAAUAAUUGUUUUAUUAGUGAUCAGGAUGUAGUAUAAGUAGUUAAUAUAAUUAUGUUACUGCA
Trichoplusia ni (cabbage looper) is the source of this 1933-nucleotide messenger RNA. Its product is annotated as ATP-dependent RNA helicase dbp2-like. The record is from RefSeq and is a predicted model, not a curated record. Gene Ontology annotation, molecular function: RNA helicase activity; ATP binding; RNA binding. Gene Ontology annotation, cellular component: nucleus; ribonucleoprotein complex; cytoplasm. The transcript has 5 exons. The coding region runs from base 248 to 1867 and encodes 539 amino acids. NCBI's taxonomy places the organism in Eukaryota, Metazoa, Arthropoda, Insecta, Lepidoptera, Noctuidae.